AUGCCUUUGGACAUCACGGUCCGCAAGGGGGGAAAAUUGGGCUCUAUUGAAGGCGACUUUUCCAUGGAUGAAGCUGUUCUUGCAGUCUUGCCAAAAGGGAGUCAUAUUAUAUCCGCUGAAUCGUACGGGAAGUCAACCUGGACACAAACCGGAAAACUGGUAACAAGUGACGGGCAAGGCCUGCAGAAGGUGUAUUUUCUGAAGCUCGCAGUAGGAAGUCAUGGCCAGCAGCUUCUCAGAGGCGAGCACGAGGCCAUGUCGACAAUCAAGGCUUUGAUUCCCGACCUUGUUCCAACACCUCUUGCGUGGGGAAGUUACGAAUCGACACCAAUGCAAGUGAGUUUCUUCGUACAAGAUUUUCACGACAUGGACAUGACGCUACCGCCACCCGAUAAGCUUGCCAAAAGCUUAGUUGAGCUACACAAUCAGACUUCGCCAAAUGGAAUGUUUGGCUUUCCACAACUGGACAACCUUUUCUCCCGACUCCUCCGGCAAUCUAUAGAAGUAAAUCAAGAAAAGAACACGAAAUGGGUCGAGUUUGACAUUGCAGCAGAACGUGUCAUCGCUGAAGUUGUGCCCCGGCUUUUGGAUCACGUUAAAGAGGAUGGGAACGCCAUAGUUCCCAGGCUUAUUCACGGCGACCUGUGGGGUGGAAACAUGGGGCAGGACAAGACGUCUGGAAAGCUCAUCUUCUUUGAUGCUGGUAGCUUUUUCGCACAUAAUGAACUGGAAGUGGCCAUGUGGAGACGUUAUGGCGCACAAAAUCUUGGGCAGACGUAUCUUGCCGAGUAUAAGUUGCAUUUUCCUCCCGCCGAGCCAGAGGCUGAGUUUGACGAUCGAAGCAGGCUUUAUAGCCUGAAAUUUGAUCUGAACCAUUCGUCGGGUCACCCUGGCGACAUGGCAAGAGACGUUGCUUUUAAUAACAUGGUGUACCUCUGCGAAAAGUACUCUUCGUCAGAGUUUCUGCCAGAUUAUGAUCCCAGAAAAGAUCCUGUGUCGGGUUCCGCAUACAUUUACGCCGAGUAG
This is a messenger RNA of Pochonia chlamydosporia 170, 1026 nucleotides long. Its product is annotated as protein kinase-like (PK-like). The transcript is spliced from 5 exons. The record is from RefSeq and is a predicted model, not a curated record. The coding region runs from base 1 to 1026 and encodes 341 amino acids. Lineage: Eukaryota; Fungi; Ascomycota; Sordariomycetes; Hypocreales; Clavicipitaceae.